AUCUAGUCCGUGCCCCGUGGUAAAAACCAUGACAAAAUAAAUUAUUUAUUUUGUCAUGGUAAAAACUAGAUUUUUAUAUGAUAAAAUCACGAAAACUGAAUGGAGAUUGCAAAAUAUACAGGUGUUUAUUUAUGGAAAGCAAAAUGAGCAAUAAUGUGAUUGAUAUACACAUGAUUAAUAAUAAAGGGUUUAUUUGGAAUGCAAAUGAUUGGUACAUUUUAAGAACAACUCAUCGCAUGUUGGGAAGUUUGAUUGGAACUUUACCAUCCACGCCACGUCAAGAAGAUCAAAAUGGCCUUCCUUGUCUUUUAUUACCUGAAGAAGUUCGAUUACUAGUUGAAAAUUGUAUAGCCCGUACUGUUGAAUAUCCAUCAUUUACUUCUUUACAUACUAAAGAAACAGCCAAAAUCAAUCCAUUUGAUACAUCACCUAAUGUCUUAAUACAUCUUGAUGAAAUAUGUUCAAACAUAAUUGAAGUUCCAUUGCCUGAAUUUGUGAACAAUUUGGAAAGGAUCAGGUAUAAAGUUUUUAAGGAUCUGUGGUCAAAAGGAUUUUAUCUAACUUGUGGAAUGAAGUUUGGAGGCGAUUUUUUAGUCUACAAAGGUGAUCCUCUAGCUUAUCAUGCAAAAUAUAUAGUUAACUGUAGAGAUUUGGAUAAGCAAAUGAUGGUUUCUCGGAGUAGAGUUAGUUCAAUUACUAACAAAAAAAUGGUGUUAGCCAAAGAUGAUGGAAACUCUAUAAUGUAUUUAAUUUAUCAUUUAGAUGAUACAUCUCAGAAUAAUAAUAAAAUUAAUUACUCUUUUUAGUAUGUUCAUGAAUAAAAUAAUGUGUAACAUGUAUAUGAAGUAUAAUAAUUAACGUAUUCAAGACUAUAAAUAAUGGUUCAACGAUAAAAUAUCCCCGCAAAAAUAUUCCAUGAUAAAAUCUCCCACGUAAAUAUUAUAUUCAAAAUUUAACCUUCAUUAUAAACGUUGCGAUUAGAUUAUAAUAUGUGACUUUGUAUUCACUUUUAUAUAUUUUAAUGUGUAGCAAAAAUGUAAAUAGUUAUUCAAAAGUACGAUUUAUACCAAGUGCUAUAUCCAAUAUGAAUAGACAUCUUGGUUGAUUUAGUUCACAAAGCGACGCUAACUUGCCUGUGAACUGAGGUAGGUUGGUACACCAAAACAAAGUAAAAAAUGCUCAAUUAUGAUACAUAAGCAAGUUUUAAGACCUUUAAUCUUAAAAUAAACCCCCAAUAUGGGGCAGUUGUGCUAAAAGUCAUUAAAAUAAAAUAUAAAUAUUUUAAAACAAAAUACUUUGCCUAAUAAGUAAUAACAGAUGCUCCCUGGUUUAUAUGCAACAAAGCACUGCAUAAAAACUUGAAAAACCCCACAAUUGAUGAACACAUAGACUCUAUAACAAACAAAUUCUUCCAUUCACUUAUAAACUCAAAUAGAGUCAUUCAGUACUCACUCCAACUUAAAUGUAAGUCCUCCAUAACCUCGCCAACCCAAGAGAGGAACACCUUACGAUUGCAGAAAGCGAUAUCUAUCACCAUUCACUGCCUAAGAAGGAUACAUGUCCAGAUAAUCAUCUUGAUUUAAACCUAUUGGCUAUUUUGUUACUAAUUAAUUAUUAUAUUGCAAUUAUGUAAAGAAGAAAAGGGAAAAAAUGUACAUAUCACUAUAUCAGUAGGCUUAGAUAGCUACCUAGCUAGGAACGCCUUAAUAAUAAUAAAAAAAAAAA
Acyrthosiphon pisum (pea aphid) is the source of this 1725-nucleotide messenger RNA. RefSeq names its product tRNA splicing endonuclease subunit 34 (gene Tsen34). Gene Ontology annotation, molecular function: nucleic acid binding; tRNA-intron lyase activity. Gene Ontology annotation, biological process: tRNA-type intron splice site recognition and cleavage; tRNA splicing, via endonucleolytic cleavage and ligation. The record is from RefSeq and is a predicted model, not a curated record. Bases 78 to 806 code for a protein of 242 amino acids. The transcript is spliced from 5 exons. Lineage: Eukaryota; Metazoa; Arthropoda; Insecta; Hemiptera; Aphididae.